Phoenix dactylifera (date palm) is the source of this 709-nucleotide messenger RNA. Lineage: Eukaryota; Viridiplantae; Streptophyta; Magnoliopsida; Arecales; Arecaceae. The record is from RefSeq and is a predicted model, not a curated record.
UUUUUUCUUCUCCUCUUCUCUUCUCCCGACUUCUUCUCCUCCUCCCUUUCUUGUUCUUUCUUCGCUCGUGAAGGGAGGAGGGCGAGCUCGUCGGAAUGCUCGGGAGGAACGGGCAGCGGCCGGCGGCACCCCCGGCGGGCCAACGGCACCCGCAGUGCCUGCGGCGCCCGUGGCCACAGCCGCUUCUGGGGCCGCGCUCGCAGCCCGUGGCCAUGGCGUGCGGCCGGCGGCCGGCGCCUGCAGAAGCAUGGUCGUGCCUGCGGCCGGCGCCCACGGGGCGCGGGUGGUGAAGUCCGACGAGGAGAGGCGCCGGUGGAGGAUACCGGAGGUAGAACCCAACAUGAGCGAGGACGGUGGCGAACAGCAGGCCACCGGAGUGCCCAGAUCUGGCAACAUCCUGGUCCAAGAGCAAGGAGAAAAUAGGGAGGAGGGGGGUCUCGGAUCGGGUGAGCUAUCGGGGGCUUUUAUAGCCCUCUCCGGGGAAGAAAGAAAAUGGUUGUGGCUCGUUCACCUCCGUGAUGCUCGCGGUGGUCGGGCAGAAUCGGAGGCCAUUCAAGAGGCCACGAUGUCCCCGCUCCUAUCUCGCCUCCGUUACUCUGAGGAAGAAGACUAUUACGAUCCUCUGUCUCAGUCUUUUCUUCAUGGGCUGAAGCCGGUUUGACCCGCCGGCUUUGGCCCAAUCGGCCCAAAAUCCAAUUUUGGACUGGAU